AUGGCUGCUGCCUUGUUAAAGACGAUCACUUUGUUCGCUCUGUCUUCCCUUCUGAUCCUUAACGGAGCCAUCGGCGAUCUGAUAUGCGAGGAGUUGCCAGUAGAGCUGUGCGCCUACUCGAUCUCGGACACAGGGAAAAGAUGCGUGCUGGAGAACUACUUGGCCAGGAAGGGGAUGGUGAAGUACCAAUGCAAGACAUCGGAAGUGGUGAUGGAGACGAUGAGCGGAUGGAUCGAGACGGAAGCAUGCAUCAACGACUGCGGCCUUGACAGAAACGUCGUUGGGAUCUCUUCUGAUUACCUUCUCUCCCCAAACUUCGUUGCCAAGCUCUGCUCCCAGCCGUGUUUCAGAAACUGCCCCAACAUCCUCGAUCUCUACUCCAACUUGGCUCAAGCUGAAGGAAUGAACUUGCAUGAUAUCUGCAGCAGGGGAAAUGCUGUUUCUCGUCGCGCAUUGUACAUUUUGCCCAAGAGUUCAGGCGGUGCUGAUGGUGGUGCUGCAGGAACUUCUGGGGAAGGAAAUGGAGCAAUUGGAAGCCCAGUCGGUUCUCCUCUGUCUUCCCCUGCUUUUCCUUUUGCGGAUGAUGGUUCUACUACUGCAUUUGCUCUUUCGCCUGACAGCUUCUGA
Molecule: messenger RNA, 627 nt
Organism: Linum tenue
Lineage: Eukaryota; Viridiplantae; Streptophyta; Magnoliopsida; Malpighiales; Linaceae
Source: the annotation of a GenBank genome assembly